AUGGAUAGUAUUAAGAAGCAAAUCCCUGACAGGGCAACAAGUGACCCGUGCCUGCACGUGUCUUUUCAGGCCGAAAGUGGCCCCGGCAUGCAUAAUCAUCCUGGGUGGGCGGCGGAGCGUUGCGGCGGCGGCCAGAAUCCAACCAACAAUUGGAUUAUUAUUCAUUCUCCAUUGGUAGAAUUAUUCCAGCCAACAGAUACUUGCUUGGUCAAGGGAUUUAAUCCUGGUUUGAUGGAACAGGAUCUGGCCUUCGUUAACAAAUCUGUUACGAUGAGACUUGCAAUGACCCAUCUAGGAAGCUCAUCAGCAUCUGCCGCGGUUCUUCCGUGGGUUGUCGGCAUGUCCGGACAGGGCUCUAUGUGGGCUGGCCUGUGGAUUCGGGCGUCAGAACUUGAGUGGGUGACCCGUGAACUUGGGUAA
Messenger RNA from Aspergillus niger, 420 nucleotides. RefSeq lists its product as hypothetical. Bases 1 to 420 code for a protein of 139 amino acids. The record is from RefSeq and is a predicted model, not a curated record. The transcript is spliced from 3 exons. Lineage: Eukaryota; Fungi; Ascomycota; Eurotiomycetes; Eurotiales; Aspergillaceae.